AUGUCCGAUAUGGGACCAAGAGUCUUCGUCACCGGGGCCACGGGUUAUAUUGGCGGUGAUGCUCUAUUCGAAAUUGCCAAAGCCCAUCCCAACUGGUACAUAACGUGUGCUGUCCGCAACAGCGACAAAGGCACUAAGAUCGCGCAACAAUACCCCUCGAUCAAGCUUGUCCACGCUGAUCUCAAUGACGUCGACGUGAUCGAAGAAGCAGCAUCCAAGGCUGACAUCGUCUUCCAUUUCGCCAACUGCGACCACGAAGCAUCAGCCAAGGCCAUUGUCAGAGGCCUUGCACGUCGCACGGGUAAUACGCCUGGAUACUGGAUUCACACGUCGGGCGCACUCAUCUUAGGCACCGAGACGAUCGACCGAGGCUGUUGGGGUGCCGAAUUGUCCCAGGUCUUCGACGACUGGAAUGGCGUGGACGAGUUGACUUCGCUCCCCGACCACGCUGAGCACCGCAAUGUCGAUAAAUUAGUGCUAGAAGCUUCGAAAACAUACCCGGACAAGAUCAAGACUGCCAUCGUCUGUCCACCAGUAAUCUUCGGCCGAGGAAGAGGUCCCGCGAAUCAACGCAGUAUCCAGCUGUACAGAUUGACCGAGGCAUUUCUGACGCAUAGAAGGGCCUUCAUGGUCGGCAGGGGCAAGAACAUCUGGAAUCAGGUGCAUGUCCAGGAUCUGUCCAGACUGUACUUGCUCCUCGGCCAGGCCGCGGCGAACAAUGGCGAACCAGCGACAUGGGAUGACUUGGGGUACUACCUUGCUGAGAGCGGGUCAUUUGUGUGGAAAGACGUUAUCGAAGCCGUGGCAGGAGAAAUCUCGAAACAAUGCUCGAUGGAGCUGAGGGUGGUGGAGGAAUUGUCUCCUGAAGAGGCUACCAAAUUGCUCCGGGGUGCUAAAUAUUUGAUUGGCGCCAAUUGUCGUGGAACGUCCAUCAGAGCUAGAAAGCUCCUUGGGUGGGAGCCUCGCGAAAAAUCUUUGAUGGAUGAAAUACCUGCUAUCGUAGAAGGCGAAGCGACCUCGUUAGGGCUAGCAUCACUUCUGGAACCACGCCAAUAA
This is a messenger RNA of Exophiala viscosa, 1056 nucleotides long. RefSeq lists its product as uncharacterized. Bases 1 to 1056 code for a protein of 351 amino acids. The record is from RefSeq and is a predicted model, not a curated record. The transcript has a single exon. Lineage: Eukaryota; Fungi; Ascomycota; Eurotiomycetes; Chaetothyriales; Herpotrichiellaceae.